AACAGUCCAAUACUUUUGACUUCUUGACUAAAGUUUCUUGAGUAAAGUUAAAGCAUCCUCCAUAUGUAUCCAUCCCCCAUCUUCACCUCUCCGACCACCGCACCAACCAUGGACUCCCCACCCAAACCACCACCAUUCUUCUGGGGCGAAACACCCGAACCCGAAUACUACACAUCCCAAAACGUCCGCAACUCCAAAUCCUACUUCCAAACCCCCAACGGCAACAUCUUCACUCAAUCAUGGCUUCCCUUAGACCCAAACCAACCCAUCAAAGCCACCGUCUUCAUGACCCACGGCUACACCAACGACACCAGCUGGGUGUUCCAGAAGAUCUGUAUCGAGUACGCCAAGUGGGGGUACGCUGUUUUUGCUGCUGAUCUUAUUGGUCAUGGUCGAUCAGAUGGGUUACAUGGGUAUAUUGGGGAUAUGGAUAAAGCGGCUGCUACUUCACUAUCGUACUUUGUUAGUGUUCGCCGGAGUGAAGAGUAUAGGAAUAUGCCGGCGUUUCUGUUUGGGGAAUCUAUGGGUGGAUUGAUUACUAUGCUUAUGUAUUUCCAAUCGGAUGCUGACAUGUGGUCUGGGUUGAUAUUUUCUGCUCCACUUCUUGUUAUACCUGAACCCAUGGUUCCCUCUAAGUUACAUUUGACGAUGUACGGCCUACUGUUUGGACUUGCGGAUACAUGGGCGGUGAUGCCGCCGCCUCGGAUGGCACCGCCACCAGGGAUGGAUAUGAAGAAGCCGGGCUUAAAAGCGAUGAACCCAAAACGAUAUGCGGGGAAGCCAAGGGUGGGGACAAUGAGGGAGAUUGCGAGGGCGACAAACUACGUGCAAAACAACUUUGAGAAGGUUAAGGUGCCGUUUUUAGUGGCACACGGAACAGCUGACCCGAUGGCAUGUAAAAGUGGGUCGGGGAUGUUGUACGAGAAGGCUGCGACAACGAAGGAGGACAAGGAGUUGAAAUUGUAUGAAGGAAUGGGACACUCGUUGAUCGGUGGGGAACCUGAUGAGGCUUCGGAUCGUGUGUUGGCGGAUAUGAAAGCUUGGAUCGACGACAAGGUUGAGAAAUGUGGUUCUAAAUGUACGGUAUAAGAUGUUGAUGUGUUGGUUACUAGUAACGUUGUAUCGUGAUAGAUUUGUCUUUUGUUUUUGUGCAUGUGUGUAGUCAAGUAAUGUUGUUCAAAGUGUACUAAAAUGAUUUACAUCUGUUGUAGCUUCAAUGUUGCAAUAUACAACAUAACAUUAGAAGGGGCCAGAGGCCGUAGCCUCCUCGAAACAACCCUUCAAUGCAAAAA
Helianthus annuus (common sunflower) is the source of this 1292-nucleotide messenger RNA. Its product is annotated as caffeoylshikimate esterase. The transcript has 2 exons. NCBI's taxonomy places the organism in Eukaryota, Viridiplantae, Streptophyta, Magnoliopsida, Asterales, Asteraceae. Gene Ontology annotation, cellular component: membrane. The record is from RefSeq and is a predicted model, not a curated record. Bases 64 to 1089 code for a protein of 341 amino acids. Gene Ontology annotation, molecular function: lipase activity.